Molecule: messenger RNA, 1757 nt
Organism: Vicugna pacos (alpaca)
Lineage: Eukaryota; Metazoa; Chordata; Mammalia; Artiodactyla; Camelidae
Source: RefSeq, a predicted model, not a curated record
GGUCUGAGGGGCAGGUUUCCUUUAAGAGGCUCGACCCGGGUUAGGAAAGUAUCCAGAGGGAGGAGACUGAGCCCCUCAGUCCUCUGAUAGGACCCCUGCCAUCCUCCCCGGGCAGGGUUCCCGUAUGUUGAGUCGUGACUUCCGUCCCGGGCUCUGAGGGCCAGAGGCGUCGUUGGUUGCGGCCUGUGGAGGACGACUCCGACGGGCGUUGAGAUCAGUUGGCCCCCAUCACCACCUCCUGCCCACACCCCUGCCUGCCAUCCCCAACACGAGUCAUCAUGCCUCACGGUCAGAAGAGUCAGUGUGGCAAGCUUGAAGGAGGCCCUCUGGCUGAAGAAGAGGUUCAGGGCCUGGUGGGUGCACAGGUUCCUGUAGCUGAGGAGGAGGUGGCCACCUCCUCUUCGCUGUCUCCUUUGAUCCAGGGCACCCCAGAGGCUGUGCCUGAUGCGGGAACCCAGAGUGUUUCCCAGAGUUCUCAGAGCGCCUGCUCCUUCAAUUCCGUUGAAGCCAUUCCAUCAAGCGCAUCAGAUGAGGGCUCCAGCAACCAAGAAGAGAGUCCAAGCACCUCCCAGGCUCCCGAGUUCUUGCUUGGUGAUGUGCUAAACAGGAAGGUAGUUGAAUUGGUGCGGUUCUUGAGUGUCAAGUAUGUAACAAAGGAGCCCAUCACAGAGGCAGAAAUGCUGACGAGUGUCAUCAAAGAGCAUAAGGAUGACUUCCCUCUGAUCUUCAGCAAAGUCUGUGAGUGCCUGGAGAUCGUCUUUGGCAUUGAAGUGAAAGAAGUGGAUCCCACCAGCCACACCUAUGUGCUCGUCAAAAUACUAGACCUCACCUAUGAUGGGAUGCUGAGUGAUGCCCGCGGCAUGCCCAAGACCGGCCUCCUGGUACUUAUCCUGGGGAUGAUCUUCUUGGAGGGCAACCGUGCCUCCGAAGAGAAAGUCUGGGACAUGCUGAGUGUCAUCGGGGUGCAUGCUGGGCAGGAGGAUUUCAUCUACGGGGAGCCCAGGAAGCUGAUCACCGAAGAUUUGGUGAGGGAAAAGUACCUGGAAUACCGGCAGGUGCCCGACAGUGAUCCUCCCUGCUACGAGUUCCUGUGGGGGCCAAGGGCCUAUGCUGAAACCAGCAAGAUGAAAGUCCUGCAGUUUUUUGCCAAGGUCAGUGGGGCCGACUGCGCUUCCUUCCCAUCCUGGUAUGAGGAAGCCAGGAGAGAUGACGAAGAGAGAGCCCAGUUGGCUGUAGAUGAUGCUGCCAUGGCCAGUGCAAGUCCCAGCGUCACGUCCAGCAGCCUCUCCGGCCCUGAGUGAAGUCGGCGGAAGCUUCUCCACUCUGAAGAGAGCAAUCAAGGUUCUACGUGGUGGAGGGCUGAAUUGCAGAUUUUAUCCUUUUUUUCCCUUUUUUGAUAUUUUUCAAAUAUUCUUCCUCCUAAUAGGUUUAUUAGCUUUAGUGUCUAGGUUCAUGAAUGACACUGCUCACACUUAUUACUGUUUGUCAGGUUUUAGAGUAAGAAUUUUGCUGUUCUGUAAAACAUACUGGGAAACCUUCCAUUUCUUACUUUGUGAUCUAGAACAGGAUAACAUGGCAUUGGAAUAGGAAUUUCCUUAAAAACUUGCAAGAGCCCAGCAAUAAAAUAGAUGGGGUCAAGAAAUAGAAGAAAAAAAUGUAUAAGAUGGUUAUCCUAAGAAUCCUGUAUCCCACUUAGUCUGUUAUUUUAUAAAAUUAAAGAUAUACACCUGGGUUAAAGAAUCUUAAUAAAAUAAAAA